GUUAAAGUGAUGUUCUGUAAUCCAACACACAGUGCUAUGUUACCAUGUAAAUAUUUCCUUGGAGGAAGUUGUAGAUUUAGUGAAGGAGAAUGCAGGUAUAGUCAUGGACAUGAAGUAGCUUUAGAAGACCUUCAAGAAUAUCAGGAUCCAGAUCAUAGUAUAUUGAAAUUAGAGUCUCGUUGCCUGGCGAGGUACGAGGAUGAUGAUCUAUGGUAUAAAGCCACUAUAGUUGAUCUACAUGAUGAGGGCACUACUGUAACAUUUGAUGAUUAUAAUGAUACACCUCUAUAUCUAUGCUUCGAGGAUAUACUUCCCUUAGGUGACAAUGUAGAAGAAUCCAGUGAUUCUGAUGAAGGUCCAAUCAACAGACAAGAUUCAGAUGAAGAUGAUGAACUUCCUGUGUUUCUAUGGAAACCAAAGUCACAUGGUCUUGGUGAUCUAGGUCAGUGGGAAGCUCAUACAAAGGGUAUAGGAAGUAAAUUAUUGACCAAGAUGGGUUAUGUACCUGGACAAGGGCUUGGUAAGGCCGGAGAAGGUCGUAUUCAACCAGUUCCCAUACAACUUCUUCCUCAAGGAAAAUCAUUGGACAAGAUUAUGGAGCUGAAGGAACUGGCUGGAGAGAGAGACAUGUUUGAUGUGAUGAAGAAAGAAGAGAGAAAGAAGAAGAAACAAGAGGAGAAGUUACAGAAUCAGCCGGACGGACAAUAUGUACCAAAUGUGUUUGACAUCAUAAACAGAAAACUGCAUGGGAAGAAAG
This is a messenger RNA of Ruditapes philippinarum (Manila clam), 757 nucleotides long. Its product is annotated as zinc finger CCCH-type with G patch domain-containing protein-like. Gene Ontology annotation, molecular function: RNA polymerase II cis-regulatory region sequence-specific DNA binding; DNA-binding transcription factor activity, RNA polymerase II-specific; metal ion binding. Gene Ontology annotation, biological process: regulation of transcription by RNA polymerase II; negative regulation of DNA-templated transcription. The record is from RefSeq and is a predicted model, not a curated record. NCBI's taxonomy places the organism in Eukaryota, Metazoa, Mollusca, Bivalvia, Venerida, Veneridae. Gene Ontology annotation, cellular component: nucleus.